AUGGCGGUAGAAAGGGAGGAGAAUGAUCUCAGCGAGGCAGUUAGAGGGCUGUUUGCGACAAUGAGAGGGGAACUGGCAGCGGUGAAGGAGGAGUUGGCAGCUGUGAAAGGGGAGGUGGCAGCUGCAGUGGCGGAUAAGGCGGCGUGGCAAAGGGAACGAGUAUUGAUGUUGGAGAGGAGGUGGGUUGUGGGGAGCGAGGUAAUGGGAACGAGACACGCACCUAGCAUUGGGCUCGGCCCAUCAGCCAUGGUUCUGGUUUUCUGCGCAGCCAUUGCAGUCAUCGCAGCCAUCAGCAUCACGCCACUUUACAGGACUGCUUGUUGUCGUGCCACAAUGGCAGAGGAUCCAUGUGGACUCGUCUCUCUGUUGCACAUACCCAUCAAGCAUGUCUGUUCCCAGAUGGAGAUAGUGGGUACGGCUGUUGGGAAUGUCAUGGCAAGUAUGGCCGGAACGCUCGAAUUAAAGAAGAUGGAUUUGAGGAUGGGUGUGUUCAGUGUGCAGCUCAAAGAGACACAAAGGGAGUUAAAAGGGCAGGUGGAGCAAAGAAUAAGGGAACUGGCAGCAAUGAAGGGGGAGUUAAAGGAGGCUGAGAGGAGACGAGUGGCGGAGAUGAGGGAGCUCAAAGAACACCAGGAUGCUGUGAUGCAGUUGAGGGUUGAGGAGGGAAUCAGGCAGAGUGAAGGCGAUCAGAGGACUGCAUGGGAGCUCGAGAAGAUGAUGCUGGGGAUUCGUCUCCCAGCCGCGGCAGCGCAUGGGGGGCGCGCAGCAGAGGAGCUAAUGGUGCCGGUGCAGAUGAGGCGUGCGGAGGAGGGGCUGGGGCGAGGGGCCUGGCACGGGCAGCAGGGGGAGAAAUAG
This is a messenger RNA of Closterium sp. NIES-65, 855 nucleotides long. Lineage: Eukaryota; Viridiplantae; Streptophyta; Zygnematophyceae; Desmidiales; Closteriaceae. The record is from the annotation of a GenBank genome assembly.